This is a messenger RNA of Odontomachus brunneus, 1690 nucleotides long. RefSeq lists its product as uncharacterized. The transcript is spliced from 3 exons. The coding region runs from base 183 to 974 and encodes 263 amino acids. The record is from RefSeq and is a predicted model, not a curated record. Lineage: Eukaryota; Metazoa; Arthropoda; Insecta; Hymenoptera; Formicidae.
AUUCUGACACGUGGAACCAACAGAUCAGCUGAAGACGUGAAGACGAAAGCAAUACGAUGUAGUUAUUUGUCGUUGAAGUCUCAUAAUCAGAAUAUAGCCGAUUGAUCGGUAAAUUCACUGUUUAGAAUCUCUUGGUAUUUCGACACAUCGCUAAGUUUUAAAUCAACCUAGAAUCAACCACGAUGCAUACUAUUUUCGCGGUUUUCGUUGCAACGUGCAGCUUAGUGGCGGUGAGAUCAUAUGCCGUGAAAUGUAACGACAAUAAUGCAGGAGUUUUACCGACGCUGCACAAAUGUCGUGGCCAAGAGAACUUAAAACAAUGCAUAAAGGAUACCAUAGAAUCACUGAGCCCUUACUUAGCCAACGGAAUUCGGGAUUUGGAUGUACCGCGUUGCGAACCAUAUUACAUAAAGAAUUACGAAUUUAUUUUCGAAAAACAUUGUAAUGGCACUGUGACUUUCAAGGAUAUAUUUAUCCAUGGUCUAACAAAUUUCACGAUAAAUAAUGUCGAAUCUACUUUGGAUAUGCGUCAUAUAGAAUUUGACGUGUACUUUCCACACAUCCAAGUGUAUACUUGGUAUCACAUAGUCGGUGUCACAAUCCAUGAAGAGUUCCAUGCACCUAUAAAUUACCAAAACACUGUGACUGAGAAUUUCUUGAACGUCACAUCCCAUAUCAUUAUAAAUAGUAUAUAUGUCAAGAACGGUCACAACCUACAAUACGAACUACAUUAUAGGAUCUCAAUGAAUUUUAAUGUUGAUAACGAGUAUAGAGAGACAUUCCAUAACAAAAGCGUUGACUGGUCAACUGCCGAAUGGGUCAGUUUCCUUACAUCACUUUAUCAUGGUACCUUCAGCUGGUUUAGGCCUGAAAUGCUUAAUAAAAUCGAGGCGGACGUUUCCAAUAUUAUCACGGAAAAUGUAAAACGUGUCUUAAGACAUCCAAUAUAUAAAUAUCAUAGAUAUCUAUCAUAGAUAGUACAUUACUAAGUACGUUGUUUUUAUUUUAUCGCUACGAUAAGAAUUAUUUUAGCACAAUUGUUAGUCAUCAGUACGAUUAAUAUAAGGUGUCAUGCUAUCUUGAGGCGCUGAAAAAUCGUCUGAAAUCGCUAAUUUUUUUCGACACAACUAUAAAUUAUUAAGAUUUCCUUUAUUUACAAUGUUUAGUAUAUGUUUUGGAGAAAAUUUUGUGAAAAUGAUUUUAAAAAAUAGCCGCGCUGUAGGAUGUUCCGCGCACUGAUAGUGCUUCUUUGCGCACUGAUAGUGUAUACGAUAUCUUCAAAAAUCAAUUGACAACAUUGAUUGCAACGAUUAUUGCUACAUAAAACAUGUUGGUACAAUUAAUUGCAGAAAUUUCGAAUUAGAGCAUCUUUUAUUUUUAUUUUCUCUCUCAAUGAGAGAAUGUCAAAAGAGUGUCAUCUUUUAGUGUCAAUUUUUAAUGUAAUUUUUCUUUAUUUUCUUAUUAACAGACUAGCCUGAAAUAGUUUUAAAAAAUAGCCGAGUUAUAAGAUGUUCCGCGAAUUUCCUUUGCACACUGAUAGUGUAUACGAUAUCUUUAAAAACCAAUUACUCGGUCUCUACUUUGGUACACAUGCUCUCUAUCAAGAUUUUCUAGGGCGCAUCGUACGUUCGUACUUGUAUCUUUUAUAUACAAUUAAUUACUUUUUAAUAAUAAAUACGUAAAACUAAAU